Molecule: messenger RNA, 3107 nt
Organism: Daucus carota subsp. sativus
Lineage: Eukaryota; Viridiplantae; Streptophyta; Magnoliopsida; Apiales; Apiaceae
Product: chloride channel protein CLC-c
Exons: 8
Coding region: 287-2641 (784 amino acids)
Biological process (GO): chloride transport; transmembrane transport
Cellular component (GO): plant-type vacuole membrane; intracellular membrane-bounded organelle
Molecular function (GO): voltage-gated chloride channel activity
Source: RefSeq, a predicted model, not a curated record
CCUCCUUUUGGCCUUUUGCAAUAUGCUAAAGCACACUAACUUUGUAUAUUAACCAUGUACUUUAAAGAUCUCAUCCAUUCGUCACUCAUUAUUGCUGCUUUCACUUCAACACAAGUGUGAGAUUUGCAUGCACUCAACUCAACAUAAGCUAACACACAAACUCUUCUUUGGUGGCAGAAGCUGCAGGGCUGUGAAAUAAAGCUAGCUACAGCUGCAAGUGAAAUUUUGUUUGCUUUAAGGUGAUUGCAUUUGUUUAAGUGAAAGGAAGGGAAGAAGUGGGCGGGAGAUGGAGGAAGGAAAAAGUUGGGAAUCAGAUGAUGAUCAGGUCAGCGAUGUUGAGAAUGACGCGGCUGCAUCUUUUGGUGUUAAUGGUGUUGAUAGGUAUUGGUCAGACAUGUCAGAAAGAAAUAUGUCGUACAGGGAACCACUUAUAAAAAGGAGGAUGAACACCACCUCCCAGAUUGCCAUUGUUGGUGUGAAUGUUAGCCCCAUUGAAAGCCUGGAUUAUGAGAUUAUUGAAAAUGAACUAUUUAAACAAGACUGGCGGUCGAGGAAAAAGAUCCAGAUAUUUCAGUAUAUUUCUCUGAAAUGGGCAUUUGCCCUCCUCAUCGGUGUUGGAACUGGACUUGUUGGAUUUUUUAAUAACAUUGCUGUUGAGAACUUAGCGGGAUACAAGUUGUUGCUGACCACAGACCUCAUGUCUGAACAAAAAUAUUACAAAGCAUUUUUAGCAUAUGCUGGUUGCAAUGUAGUAUUGGCAACUGCUGCAGCUGUCCUUUGUGCGUAUAUUGCUCCAGCAGCAGCAGGGUCUGGCAUUCCUGAGGUGAAGGCAUAUCUUAAUGGAAUUGAUGCUAAUUCUAUAUUAGCCCCACGUACACUAUUCGUAAAGAUAUUUGGUUCCAUUUUUGGUGUUUCUGCUGGAUUUGUGGUGGGUAAAGAAGGGCCCAUGGUACACACAGGUGCCUGUAUAGCUUCAUUGCUUGGACAGGGAGGAAGUAAAAAAUAUCACCUGACAUGGAAUUGGCUUAGAUACUUCAAAAAUGAUAGAGACCGGCGAGACUUAAUUACCUGUGGUGCUGCUGCUGGUGUAGCUGCAGCUUUUCGGGCUCCAGUUGGUGGGGUCCUGUUUGCUCUUGAAGAAGCAGCUUCAUGGUGGCGAAGUGCUCUUCUCUGGAGAACCUUCUUCACAACAGCUGUAGUUGCUAUAGUAUUGAGAGCUUUCAUUGAAUACUGUGGGACUGGAAAGUGCGGGCUAUUCGGGCAAGGUGGUCUUAUAAUGUUUGAUGUCAGUUCAGCAACUGCAUCAUAUACAGUUCCAGAUAUACUAGCAGUACUGUUCCUUGGUGUUAUUGGAGGUAUUUUCGGAAGCAUAUACAAUUAUCUGGUGGACAAGGUUCUCCGGACGUAUAGCAUCAUUAAUGAGAAAGGUGCUAUUUUUAAAGUAAUACUGGUGAUCGCUAUCUCUCUGCUGACAUCGUGUUGUGCUUACGGGCUCCCAUGGCUAGCACAUUGUAUUCCUUGCCCCGAACAUUUAAAAGUAAGCUGCCCAACAGUUGAUGGAUCUGGUAAUUUCAAACGCUUCCACUGCCCACCGGGUCACUACAAUGACCUUGCCUCGCUCUUCCUGAACACUAAUGAUGAUUGUAUUCGCAACCUUUUCAGCACCAGCACUGAAAAAGAGUUUCAUAUAAGCAGUCUCUUCAUAUUCCUUGUUGCUAUUUAUUUUCUAGGAAUUAUUACUUAUGGAAUUGCUAUUCCAUCUGGGCUCUUCAUCCCAGUGAUAUUAGCUGGAUCUUCGUAUGGUCGUCUUGUUGGAAGACUCUUUGCACCCUUCUCUAAACUUGACAUGGGACUGUUUUCCCUCCUAGGAGCAGCCUCCUUCCUCGGUGGUACUAUGAGAAUGACAGUUUCCCUUUGUGUUAUACUUCUUGAACUAACCAAUGAUAUACUAUUGCUCCCUCUUGUAAUGUUGGUCCUGUUGAUUUCCAAAUCUGUGGCUGAUACCUUCAACAAGGGUGUCUAUGAUCAAAUAUUAAAACUAAAAGGCUUGCCUUAUCUGGAGUCACAUGCAGAACCUUACAUGAGGAAUUUGGUUGCCCGCGAUGUUGUUUCUGGGCCUUUGAUUACAUUUUCUGGCAUAGAGACAGUUGGAGCCAUUUUACAUGCCCUUAGGACAACAGGGCACAAUGGGUUUCCUGUGAUAGACGAACCACCAUUGACCGAUGUUCCAGAAUUGUGUGGGGUUGUUCUGAGGUCUCAUUUGCUUGUAUUUCUCAAGGAGAAAUAUUUCUCCGGUGUCAAGGUGCUUAGCGGGAAAGAAAUUUUGCAAAGGUUUGAUGCAUCUGAUUUUGCCAAGGCUGGAUCAGGAAAAGGUCUUACACUUGAGGAUCUAGAUAUUAAAGAGGAAGAACUGGAAAUGUUUGUCGAUCUUCAUCCUAUUACAAAUACUUCCCCUUUUACAGUGGUAGAGACAAUGUCACUGGCUAAAGCUGCAAUUCUCUUUCGCCAACUUGGACUCAGGCAUAUGUGUGUUGUACCAAAAGCUCAAGGGAGGCCCCCUAUAGUUGGAAUCUUGACACGCCAUGACUUCAUGCCAGAGCACGUAUUAGGACUUUAUCCUCGACUGAAUCCUCACAAGUAGACCAGCAGUUACUGGAUCUUAUUGCCAAAAUAUCUUUUAUAUGAAGUGUGUAAGAAAGUUAGGUACCAGAGGUGCAUUUAUGGAAAUCCAUUGUUCCCUUCAGUAUCGAAGGUAAUAAUGACUCAAGGACAAAGAUAACACGGGAGCCCGAGAAAGCUGAAUGCCAAGUGCGGUUCAAUGAGAAUUUCCUGCGGAAGUGAUCCAUGUUACAGGUCACAUACAUCAUGGUACUGAUAGAUUAUAUCUGGAUGAUUUGUUGCAUCCAUUGAAACUGUUAUGAAAAACAAGUAUAAGAAAUUGUUUUACAUUUUUUGUGAAUUAGUUUUUUGUUAUCUAGCACAAAUAUUGUGCGUUUGCAUCUUGUGAGGGUGUGAGAUAAAUUUAUGAGUGGAUGGUGAUUGAGAAGUACUGAGCUCCGUCAUUGUGGAUCAUAAGUUCCUGGUAUAAAUAACACAUUUUUUGAGCA